Messenger RNA from Pneumocystis jirovecii RU7, 921 nucleotides. RefSeq names its product rRNA-binding ribosome biosynthesis protein RPF1. Bases 1 to 921 code for a protein of 306 amino acids. Gene Ontology annotation, biological process: maturation of LSU-rRNA; maturation of 5.8S rRNA. Lineage: Eukaryota; Fungi; Ascomycota; Pneumocystomycetes; Pneumocystales; Pneumocystaceae. Gene Ontology annotation, cellular component: preribosome, large subunit precursor; nucleolus. The transcript is spliced from 3 exons. Gene Ontology annotation, molecular function: rRNA primary transcript binding. The record is from RefSeq and is a predicted model, not a curated record.
AUGCCUAAACAAAGAAACAAACAUGUAAAUACAAAGAAAAAAACAUUUUCUACAUUAGAUAAACGUCAUCAACGAGUACGUCCAAGAAAACAGAUGCUUAUUUUUGAGAAAAAAAAGAGAAUAAAAGAAAUAAAAAAGCGUGAAAAAGACAAAGUGGAUUCUAAUGCAAAACAACCACAUACUAUUGAGUCCAAGAGGGAGGCAAACAAAAAUGUUUUUCAAGAAGAAAAUGAAGAAAUUGAGAGAAAAUUGGACGAAGAAACCUUUGAAUCUAUCAAUGAUCCAAAAUAUAUACCUAAAACUCUAAUUACAACAAGCAAACGACCGUCAAAACAGACAUAUUCGUUUGCACGGGAACUAAUUGACCUUUUUCCACAUUCAACGUUUAUUAAACGGGGGGUUCAGUUUGAAAUAGACAAGAUUGCAAUGUACUGUGCCAAAAGAGGCUAUUCAAAUCUUAUUUUUGUAAAUGAAAAUAGAAAAAUGCCAGACAGCCUUACAGUUAUCCAUUUGCCAUCAGGACCAUCGUUCUAUUUCACUUUAUCAUCGAUAACACCUAUUCGCUGUAUAUAUCAACAUGGUCGUGCAACCUCACAUAUACCCGAGCUCAUUAUCAGCAAUUUUACAACAAAACUUGGCUUAGUAGUAGGUCGUAUGUUUCGAUCGCUUUUCCCAGCACAACCGGACUUUGAAGGGCGCCAAGUAGUGACAAUUCAUAACCAGCGUGAUUUUAUAUUUGUAAGAAGACACAGGUAUAUUUUUAAAAAUGAAAUGAAAGUUGGUCUACAAGAACUUGGUCCUCAGUUUACACUUAGGUUGAGGCUUAUGCAACGUGGCAUUUAUGACAAAGAUGGGAAUGACAUUAUAUUCAAAAAUAAGCCGGGUGAAGAAAGUAACCGCAGAAGGUUUUGGCUGUCUUAA